AUGAACAGGAAGCAGCUUCAGAAGAUUCCGGACCAAAGUAGCAACUUCACCACCAGCUUCAUGUGGGAAUGUGAUUCCAGCAAGACUUUUGAACUACUAUCAGGUAUGGGUGUCUCUGCCUUGGAGAAGGAGGAGGUGGACAAUGAGAACAUUCCACAUGAACUGCUCUUAAACCUUGGCUACCGCCAGAACCCUCCCAGGAAAUGGCUAAAGAUCAAGGGCCGCGACAAAGACUUUGUUAUCAUCCGUAGGCCUAAGCUCAAUCGAGAGAACUUUCUAGGUGUUUCCUGGAACUUGCUUCCAGAUGAGCUGCUCCUUGGAAUCUUUUCCUGCCUGUGCCUCCCUGAGCUGCUGACAGUCUCUGGAGUCUGCAAGAGGUGGUACCGCCUCUCACUCGAUGAGUCCCUCUGGCAGUCCCUCGACCUCACAGGUAAAAAUCUGCACCCCGAUGUGACUGUCCGUUUGCUUUCUCAAGGGGUGAUUGCCUUCCGCUGCCCACGAUCGUUUAUGGAGCAACCACUGGGUGAAAGUUUCAGCUCUUUUCGAAUACAGCACAUGGACCUGUCGAACUCAGUUAUAAAUGUGUCAAACCUCCAUGGGAUUCUGUCUGGGUGCUCCAAGCUGCAAAAUCUAAGCCUGGAAGGCCUACAGCUUUCAGAUCCCAUUGUCAACACUCUCGCACAGAAUGAAAACCUGGUGCGACUAAACCUUUGUGGGUGCUCUGGAUUUUCUGGAUCCGCUGUGGCGACCCUGCUAAGCAGCUGUUGCAGACUGAAUGAACUGAACCUCUCCUGGUGCUCUGAGUUCACUAAAAAGCAUGUGAAAGCGGCUGUGGCACAUUUAUCAGCGACCAUCACCCAGCUCAACCUCAGUGGCUACCGAAAGAACUUCCAGAAAACAGAUCUUUGUACCUUAAUUAAACGGUGCCCCAACCUUGUCCACCUUGACUUAAGUGACAGUAUCUUGAUAAAAAAUGACUGCUUUCCAGAAUUUUUUCACCUCAAAUACCUCCAACACCUCUCACUCAGCCGGUGCUAUGAUAUAAUACCUGAAACUCUACUUGAACUUGGAGGAAUUCCCACACUAAAAACAUUACAAGUUUUUGGAAUCAUGCCAGAUGGUACCCUUCAGCUGCUGAGAGAAUCCCUUCCUCAUGUGCAGAUUAAUUGUGCCUAUUUCACCACCAUUGCGAGGCCAACUAUGGACAGCAAAAAGAACCCAGAGAUUUGGGGUAUCAAGUGCCGACUGACUCUGCAAAAGCCCAGUUGUGUAUAA
Onychomys torridus (southern grasshopper mouse) is the source of this 1275-nucleotide messenger RNA. Its product is annotated as S-phase kinase-associated protein 2-like. The transcript has a single exon. Bases 1 to 1275 code for a protein of 424 amino acids. Lineage: Eukaryota; Metazoa; Chordata; Mammalia; Rodentia; Cricetidae. Gene Ontology annotation, molecular function: protein binding. The record is from RefSeq and is a predicted model, not a curated record.